Messenger RNA from Colias croceus (clouded yellow), 2502 nucleotides. RefSeq names its product acid sphingomyelinase-like phosphodiesterase 3a. The transcript has 10 exons. Bases 221 to 1582 code for a protein of 453 amino acids. Lineage: Eukaryota; Metazoa; Arthropoda; Insecta; Lepidoptera; Pieridae. The record is from RefSeq and is a predicted model, not a curated record.
UCGACUGGAGCGGUCGUGUGUGAACAGAAGAACUGUGAAAUCGCGAGUGUGAACGUGUUGUUGUUAAUUUCGUGAUUUAUGUACAGACUUUUGGAGAACAUUCAAAUCGGUACGCCGAUGGAAUACAAAGCGUGAGGACAAUAUCCCUUUAUGUGAUCACUACAACUAUGGUUGCACAAUCGUUGAUCGAUUUCGCCCAUCCAAAAUGUAAUAUAUUAACAUGAACCCUAUCACCUUCGCCAUAUACAUUACUAGCCUUUUUUGGCUAAACCUGAGCGACGCUAAAAUAGGAUACUUUUGGCACAUCACAGAUCUUCAUUAUGACCCGUUCCACAAUUCCCCGGAGUUCCAUAGAGGUUGCAAGCACAAUCGCAACAACGACCACAACCAUAGGAACGGGCGGCACCGCGACCACACCUGCGACAGCUCGUGGUUGCUUAUACAAAGCGCAGUGGCGUUUAUGGCAGAACGCCACCCGGAAACAUUGGAAUUCGUGCUGUGGACUGGGGAUAUUCUCUCAUCAUCUAUGGAACACUUGAGUGACGAGAUCAAAUUGGAAGCGGUUAGAAAUGUAACAGACUUGCUGGGUCGAACGUUCAGCAGUCAAUUCAUUUUCCCGGCGCUAGGACAUAACGAUCCUCCGCCUUCAAAGAAGUUGAUUGAGAUGUGGAUGCAGUGGCUGCCAUCAGAUGCUUUGCAGACAUUUGAAAUAGGUGGUUAUUACACAAUAGAACAUUCCUAUAGUAAGCUACGUAUUGUAGUUUUGAAUAGCGUGCUAUGGGCUGGCGGCGCGGUCAAGACGGAGGGCCCUCAUAAGGGCAGGGCUCAGUGGGAAUGGCUGGAACAGGUCCUAAGCAAGGCUAGGCGAAAAAAUGAAAUGGUAUACCUAGUAGCCCACGCUGGCCCUGGCGUGGAGGAAAGGCACAACGCCGGCAGCUCCUCCGCGGCGGGUGGGGGAGAGCUCACCCCCACCGCUAACUCUAAUCUAGUGAGAAUUAUUAAGGCUUUCAGUGACGUCAUCGUUGGACAGUUUUAUGGUCACCGGCAUACGGAUACCUUCCGAUUGAUGUAUAGCGAUGGUCAACCUGUGUCUUGGGCGUUGCUAGCGCCAUCUAUAACUCCAAGAGGAGCUGGUAGUAUAUCUAAUCCAGGAUUGAGACUGUAUAAAUUCGAUACAAAUAAUGGAAAAGUCUUGGAUUAUACACAAUUUUAUCUUGAUGUUACAAAUAAGAGAGGUGAACUGAAUUGGGCAGUUGAAUAUAAUUUGACACAAUACUAUAAUCUUAGAGAAAUAAAUGCCGUAUCAUUAGACGCUUUAUCUAAAAAAAUAAGGAACUACAAUGAUCGAACCUAUUUGAACAAGUAUCUGACUGCUCUUCAUGUACGCCAUUCAACGGAUGUGCUAGACUGCGACGUGACCUGCGUGCACGUUCACUACUGCGCAAUAGUUCACGCUGAAUUUCACGAGUUUCGCGCAUGCGUCCGCAACCCCGCGUCGGCGCUAGCGUCGCGCGCGCCGAACCUAUCCGCCGCCAUUUUGCUUUACGCCAUCUUGUUGUUAAUUUCUUCUAAACGAUAUUGAACCAAUGUUUUAAUUGCUAGUGAAUAAAUAGAAGAAUCUAGUCAUUUUUUACUAGUCCUCUUUGCGACUAAGCCCCAGCCCCCAUCAUAUACCUACUUUAACCGACUUAAUGUGUACUGUAAUUACAAUAAUUAUUCUAGGUUAUAAUAAUUAGAAUCUAACUAGUAUUUGUCAUAUCAAAAUAAAGAUAAAGUUCAAAUUAUUAAAAAAUCAGGUAGGCAUUUGUAAAUAAUAGAAUUAGGUAAAUUUAAAUACAAACAGAUGAACUAGAUUCCGAUUAACUCUCCAGAAUAGAUACCAAGUUAAGAGAAUUUUUAUAUUUUUUAUUAUAAUUUUAUUAAGACUACAAAUCUCCCUUAACAUUUCUAUUAAGAAGAAAGUAAGUAAACGGAAAAGAAAAAUAUCGUUGUAAUCAGACUUUUUGUUUUUAGUUCUUGUUGUUGUCUGGAAUUUUAUAAUACUAUAAAGCUAUUUAGAAAAUACUAUGUACUUGUUUGCUUUAUUUUAUAAAAGCUUCCUAAAUUGUUAUUUCUGCCAAGUUUAAUCACAUUCUACAGAUUCGUCCAACGAUGUUUGUACAAAGUGAUUUUUGACAUUUGAUUAAUUAUAAUUAUUUUAAGAAACUAUUUGUAGAAAUGCAUAGGAUUUUAGUGUUUCUUUUUGUUAGUGUUGUGUUUAGUUCCAAUCUGGAAAAUUACUUGGCGAAAUCAAAGUUUUGUUAAAACUUCAGCAACCAAUAUAAUUAUUGACUUUAGAUAGAUAUUUUUAUUUUGUGAAAAGUUGAUGAUCUAUGUAUAUUCUAUUGUAAACCUAGUUAUUUAUAAUUUCAAUGUGAUAGUAUAUUAUAUCUGUAUAAAUUUAGAGAAGGUAAGAAAAGUAACUAAUUGUAAUAACUGAAAUAUUAAAGGCAUCGAAAAAUG